CCGGCUCUGACGCCACUCAUGUUCGAAUUCAUCUAAAACUGCAUUCUGUUUGUUAAAUAAUGAACGAAUCUAAACGAAAACGAAAUAAUUAUCUAGUGGUCAUUACAAGGCAGUAAUUAAUUAGUGAUUAGGAUGUCGGAUUCUGAAAGGUACACCCUGACACUGAGUAAAAUAUGAUUUGUCGCGGAGUGAAUGCGAAUCCGGAGCAUGACAUAAAGACAUCGUUGUAAAAAAAGCAUCUGUACAUUAAUCAAUACGAAAACCCUUAAAAAAUUAAACACCUAAUGAAGCUUUAAAUUUAAACCCCAAAAUGUAUGAGAAUUCAGAUUACCACUAUAUAGAGCCCUACGUAGAACUUACUACAGGAGUCGGAGUAGUACACUCUGUUAAAUUUGAACCCAUGGAUAGCAUCCACAACAACGCAAACGAAGAACCACUUGAAAAGGGUAAGAAGAGAAGACGAAACGAAGAAAACUGGAAGAAGAAUGUCACGAAGAAAGCUAGAUUAGAAGGGCUGCCAUAUCAUUCGCAUGUCGCGAAGAAAGUUACGGAAAUGGGAGGGCGUGUGCUGAAACCACCGUGCAAAUGCAGAGCGAAAUGUUACGACAGACUCACCGAAGCGAGUAGACAACAAAUAUUCGACGAUUUCUGGAAGAAAUGUAAUAAUUGGGAACAGAGGAGGCAGUUUGUCGCGAACAGAGUCACCAAAGAAUUAAAAGUGAGAACCAAAGUUAACAGUUCUUGGCAAGAAGACAGGAGGAAGUUCAACUACAGAUACAGUUUAGAGGUUAAAGAUCGCGAAAUAAACGUGUGUAAAGUCAUGUUCCUAAACACAUUAUCCAUAGGAGAGAAAUACGUGAAAAUAUCAGUAGAAAAAAAGACGGACAGUGGUAUUACAGAAGGCGAUCGCAGAGGGCGACACCAACCGGCGAACAAAAUCCCGGAAUCCACAAUCCAGUCAAUAAAAGAACACGUCACUGCACAUCCGAUAUACAAGAGCAAUGUGACGAAAAAAAGUCGGCAGCCUGGCACUGAUCUGAACAAGUCCCUCAUGUACUCACAGUAUAAAGAAAGCAUGAUCCAACAGGGGAAAACUGAAAAGGAUUACGCAAAAGAAUGGUUAUACAGAGCGGUGCUCAAUAAAAUGUAUAAAAGUUCGUUGGGCAAUAAGAAGAGCUUAACUAAACACAGCGAGAAUGAUGAAGUGUAUUAGAGAUAACGCGUUUUUAUAUUCUUCCUAGUCGGAUACUCUUGGCAGAGUAGUCGUGGCUGUCGAUGGACAGGGUUGCGUCUCGUCGUCGUCGCUCGCAUCCAAGGCAGCCGCACGUCUAGCGAUGUACCGAGGUGUUUUUAUAUAUUUAUUGACAAAGUCUGAAAGACUAACUACUACUUUAAGUCAGUAAAUACCAUAUAGCUCUAAAGCCCAUCUCGAAAAUGGGCAAUUGAAAAUCAUAACCCAAAACAAACAAACAAAAUCAUAAUCAAAUUGUAUUAUUGGUGAAGACGUGUGUGUACAUAUUCAAACAAAGCCCAAUGAUAGCGAUUCCUGACACAAUCAAACGACAACAAUUUAACUUGCCAAUCUUAUACCAGCACGCCCCACCCAUUCACCCGCCGCCGGACCGCACCAUAAUAUCGCGCAUUCGGUUGUUUAAAAGCGUAAGUAUUCAAAUAUUUGUCCAAAUGUCCAAAAAGACAUAGUUUAUCUUCUUUACACCUGUACCAGAUGCGAUAAAAGUUUUUUUUUUUAUAUAAGGAUCACUUUAUUACUACCGAAUGUGCGUUAGAAAUAAAUUAUCUAAUUUAUUUAUUUAUUUAUGAUUCACUAUUGUGGCGAUAAUGGUUUAUACAUGAAGUAUAGAUAUAUAUGUUGUUGCGGAAUUUUUUGUAGAACUAUUUAAGAUAAACAUUUCCAUACUAUAUUAAAUACGUCUAACAUCAACGGUUUUUGCCGUGCACGCCGGAAUAGCUCGCAGAUGGCAGUUUUUUUCCUAUUUACUUCACACUUAUUGUUAUAUUUUGGGUAAUUUACACUACAUCCUUAUAAAUUAUAUCCUAUAUGUUAUUCUGAUGUGUAAGUUAUAUUAUUGUAAAGUUUCAUCAAAGUCCAUCCCGUAGUUUUUGCGUGAAAGAGUAACAAAAAUACAUCCAUACAUUCUAAUAAAUUUUCACGUUUAAAAUAUUGGAAAGAGGCAAUGUUGCAGAUUUUUUUUCUUUUUUUCCUACCUGCUGGCUAAGGCUGAUAGAUAGCCUUGUCAGGCUAAGCCAGCAUAACCUACCGAGUAGGUGAGCUCUCGGUGCUCUAACCUGAGGGCGUUGUAACACUAACCCUAGCAAAAGCAGCUCUUCGGAGAAUCUACCACCGGGUCGGAAUCGCGACCCACUGAGAAAAUCCGGCGAGAAACUCUGUGGGCAAGGUUAGCAGAAAGAAAGUGACAUGGUAUCGCACUGUGGCUUACAAUUUAUACAGGUCGUAGCCGCUUGCGAUUUAAAAAGGAUACCAAGUGACUUCAUUGUAUUUACCAGAUUGUCCACUAUUCGUGUGCCUGUAAUGAGCAUUAAAUAUUUGAAAAGUAAACACUGUAUUUAUAUUUUUUCAUAAA
Molecule: messenger RNA, 2603 nt
Organism: Bombyx mandarina (wild silkworm)
Lineage: Eukaryota; Metazoa; Arthropoda; Insecta; Lepidoptera; Bombycidae
Molecular function (GO): DNA binding
Source: RefSeq, a predicted model, not a curated record